Drosophila virilis is the source of this 491-nucleotide messenger RNA. The record is from RefSeq and is a predicted model, not a curated record. NCBI's taxonomy places the organism in Eukaryota, Metazoa, Arthropoda, Insecta, Diptera, Drosophilidae.
AACAUUUUACAGCACUGUCAGUCGAUGAAAAUUAAGCCGAGUGAACGAUCGAGUCAAUUCAAAAACAAAAGCUGCAACAUGGAAAUUCAAAGAGACAACGGUAAAUCAAAGAAAUAUUCCUGGCUAACGGCGCCAUCAUCAUUCUCUGUCUACAAGAAGGCGGAGGCGAGUUGUCUAGAAAGCUGCAUCUGUGAACGCAAGCGCGGAUUGAUUGUCUGCACCUGUUGCGGGAAGUCGUUUGUGGGCCGCAUCGGGGAGCGUUGCAACGCGCAUCCAGAAAUUGCGUAUCUAAUGGAUGCACGCAACUGCGCUUUCUGCGGAGCUGCUGCCAAAGAUUUGCGAAUGGCGGCGGAUCAAAUGUGAAACAAAAGAGCUGUAAGAGUAUUGUCGUUGACGACACACAAUAUCAACUACAAAUACCCGUGUAUAUGUAAACAAAUGAACAAUGAAAUCCAUAAAUAUAUAGAUACCAUUGUGUAUCUAAACAUUCA